GCUUGUUCUUCUUGGUCUGUGAAUAUUUGAUUAAAAAUUUUGAAUUGGAUAGUUGUCGUUUUUGUUGUUUUACUUUUUAUCUGUUAUUUCGUUACUUAAUAACGAAAAUGAAUUCGUUAGAGAAUAAUUCAUCACCUACGUUUAAAAAUUUAAAGAAAAGUUCUAGAAACUCUCCUAUAGAAUUAAAAGAAAAGUUAAGAAGGAAAUAUAAAGACAAAGUGCAAAAUUGUCGUGAUACGUUACUAACUCGAUUUCGUGGGGCAAUCGAAGAAUCAGACUUGCAUAGCACUCUAACAGAAAUUUAUAGGGACUUGUUUAAUUUCUCUGAUACAUCAGUAAAUGAAGAGGAAGUGGAGGUUCUUGAAGAAAUAAAGCAAGAGUUAGUUCAAGAAGAAGUCGAUUGGUGGCUGUUGGAAUAUGAUAAGACACAAAUCGAAAUGGACUGGUCUACUCUGGAACAAGAAGACAAUGUGAUAUGUCCAAUUUGCCAAAGAAAAGACUUGACAAUCCAAAACAGUAAUCUGUUAUGUCAACAAUGUAAUUACUCAAUAAAAACCCAAAAAAGUUUAAUGGAAGUAAAAAAGGCUAUUCUAAACUCUUUAGAAAACCAUAGCUCUGUUUGUAACCAUAAAUUUCAAUUUACAUUUAUGCCUGAACUUGACGACAGUCACAUUUAUCUUAUUUGCAGUGGUUGCACAGAAAUGCAAAUUGUUAUUUGAAUUUAAUAUGUAUUAAGAACUGAAAGUAUGUAAUAGUAUUAAAACUUGAGCAUUAUUUGUUAAAAAAUCAACAGAUUUAUUGUUAAUGUUAGAUAUUUGUUAUAAAUAAUAUUAUAAAGAGGAAUAAUUGAUUGUUUGUUUGCAUCAAAUAGGCUCCUA
Diatraea saccharalis (sugarcane borer) is the source of this 878-nucleotide messenger RNA. The record is from the annotation of a GenBank genome assembly. NCBI's taxonomy places the organism in Eukaryota, Metazoa, Arthropoda, Insecta, Lepidoptera, Crambidae.